AUGGACGAAACCGUCAUUCAACCGUCAGAAAAGGGCAUCGCCCCCGCAAUGGAGGUCGACGAUACCCUACGAUCCUAUCCUCCCUGCUCUCACAGCGUCGACCCGGAUGGGGAGUCAGACGAAACCGACUCAGACGACCUGUCAAUAAAAUCAACCAAGUCCGCUCACAAUAUUGAAUUCGUUACCGAGAAUGGCCGGCGAUAUUGCAAUGAUUCGUAUUUCAUGCCGAAUGACGACGGGGAACAGACGCGCUUGAAUAUCAUCCACCAGAUCUACCUCAUCGUGCUCGACGGGAAAUUGACCGCCGUCCCGCUGGCCAAGCCCGACGCUCGCAUCCUCGAUAUCGGCACCGGACCCGGCGACUGGGCCAUCGAGAUGAGCGGCUCGUACCCCAAUGCCACCAUCAUCGCGUCCGACAUUGGCGUCUUCGACGGCGGGCUCGGCCACAUCGACCUCCCCAACGUCUCGUUCCAGCUGGACGACGCCCAGGGCGAGUGGACGUAUCAACAGCCGUUCGACCUGAUCCACCUCCGCGGGCUGUCGGGGGCGUUUGAAGACUGGGGCUCGGUGUAUGAGCAGGCGUUCAAGCACCUCGCGCCCGGCGGCUACAUCGAGAUCGCCGACUCGGACCCGGCCGGCGACACCGUCUCGUUCCCGCACUCCGAGGACUCGUACCUGCGCAUCUACGCGUCGGCCAUGCGCUCAGCCGCCGACGCCGCCGGCCGGCCGCGCGACCUGCGCCACCUCCGCCCGGCCAUGCUCAGCGCCGCGGGCUUUGUCGACGUCCGCGUGCUGGAGCACACCAUCCCCGUCGGCCUGUGGCCCGAGGACCCGCACGAGAAGACGCUGGGCAAGAUGGCCCUGAUUGCCUUCCUGGAGGGGCUCGAGGCGUACAGUCUCCGGACGCUGACAGCCACGGCGAGCUGGACGCCCGAGCAGGUGCGCGACCUGUGCGACAAGGUCAAGGACGAGCUGUUCACUGCGGACCAGAUGACCGCGCGCCUGCGCAUCGUCACCGCGCGCAAGCCGUUCUCCCGCAAGGAUAUGAAGGAGCAGCGGAAAAACGACGUGCUGAAGAGACUGAUGCAGUUAAAUGUGGAGGAUUAG
Molecule: messenger RNA, 1107 nt
Organism: Aspergillus terreus NIH2624
Lineage: Eukaryota; Fungi; Ascomycota; Eurotiomycetes; Eurotiales; Aspergillaceae
Product: class I SAM-dependent methyltransferase
Exons: 2
Coding region: 1-1107 (368 amino acids)
Molecular function (GO): methyltransferase activity
Source: RefSeq, a predicted model, not a curated record